Leishmania major strain Friedlin is the source of this 1878-nucleotide messenger RNA. RefSeq lists its product as hypothetical. The coding region runs from base 1 to 1878 and encodes 625 amino acids. Lineage: Eukaryota; Euglenozoa; Kinetoplastea; Trypanosomatida; Trypanosomatidae. The transcript has a single exon. The record is from RefSeq and is a predicted model, not a curated record.
AUGAUGCUGCGGCCCACCCUUGUCAAGUGGCUGGAGCGCAAAGGCGUGCGGCCCAUCGUGGAGAGAGUCGCGCGAAGCACGCUGCGAGGGCCAUCGGUCAGCCACAGCGCCUCCCAUGUGGCUGCAGGCUCUGCUUCAUCGUCAUUGUACCACACCGGUGACAUUGACGACAUCGACGGGGCGGAGUCGCUGGAUAUGAUGGACGGCAUACCGAACGAGUCCUUUGGCUUCCCCCCUUCCGCCGCGCUGCGACGCAAUGCUCACCCGCCGGAGCCGCGAGCACGCGCUGCCAACAGCUACAGCUGGUCAUCUGGUGCUGACUCCGCAGGUGCAGGCAGCGGCACCGUAGACCACCGCGAUAGACCCAGGCGAGACGAGAGAUCAGCGACCCCUACGCGACGCGUCAUCACGGUAGCACGGCGGAACCACAGCUCACCUGCCGAGGCUGCCCCUGCCUCCCGGCACGCGCACGUGCCCGUUACACAUGCGCCGCUGUCUAGCUCCCCUCGAGAGGCGCAAGUCAUGGAUCACGCCAAGAGCGCGCCGCACCGCGACAAACCUGUGCACACCGCUACUCCUGUGAAUUCUUCGGAUGUCGAUGACGAUGCCAGCGGUACCAUCGCGGAAACCGGCGAGUCCGCCGGGAGCGCGGCCACGAAAGCCAAGUCCUCCGACGCCUACCGCUUUCUCUUGCAUCACAUCGACGCCGAGAUCGCCGCGCUGCAGCGCCGUCACGCCUCCGUAACGACACGCCGCCAGUCUGUCCAGACGCGCCAGACGCAGCGUAUCAAGGAGCUGUUUGAAGUGAUGGAGAACCCGUGGACGUUGCUGCCGACAGAGAUGCAGCCGGCACUGCCCGCUACCGGGGUGGAUGUGUACAUCAAGGAGCAGCAGAUAGCGCGCCAGCAACAGAACCAUGUCCACCCGAUACCGGAGGGCCAGGACAAGAUGUACGUACUAGCGCUGCACAAGAACUACAAGUCCAUGCCUGCGGGCCGCAAACGGUUCUACGAGGAAGCGGCACACUACAACGCUGCCGUGCGAGAAGAGCUCAAGUACCUGCUCACUCGCGGCUGCUCCCGCUUCGAGGCAUUCCUCGACACUAUCAAGGAGUGCACGAUGGAGAUGGCGCGGGAGGGGCAGGUGCCGGAGCUGCCCACCACGCACGCACAAAACCGCUUUCACGCAGCGCGGGCCGGUGUGUCGAACUACCGUCAUGCCAACACACCUAGGACCUUGCCAGCUGGCGGCGACGCCGGCACCACGCGAAGUCGUAAGUCGCACCAGCAUGCACAGCCCCAACAAGUCAUCGCGGCGCAAGAGACGUCUGCCAGAGCCGAAGCAGAAGCGGAGGAGGGCGACACCACUGCUGAUUGGGAGGACGAGGGCGACACUGCCGAGGACACCGCCAAGGAGGCGGCGCGUGGGGCUAGGCACGGCUCGGUGGGGCGCAAGAGAGGACGCAGAGCAUCGCAGCGCAUCCAGAGUGCAGCGAAGAAGACGCAUGCCGAAGUCGCCGCUGCCGCGGCUGGAGUGCAUUCCUCUGCGAGGGAGCCCAAGCGACGGCAGCGGUCUCAGACAUCGGCGACGAGGCAGCCCGACGCCAGGCCGAUGCGAAGAGGUGGGGGCAGCAGCAAAGCCGACGCCGAUGCCCAUGCCAAAAGCGAUCGUCAAAAGACAGUGAGAAGGGCAGGCCGCAGCACUGGUGUGUCGCGCUCUAUCCCACUGCCCAAUCUCGACCACCUCGCCGUCAAGAAGAUCAAGCGGAUGCUCACUUCGCCGUCCGGCUCUGGUGGUGCAGCAAAGAAGGCGGCAAAGGCGAAGAGGGCGUCGCCGUCGAGAAAGCCGGCCGCCGGCGGCGCGAAGAAGAAAAGGUAG